AGAAAUUCAGAACUGUGGGUGAGAAUUCGCAUGGGAACUCCGGAGGCUACGCGAGAACCCUGUCCCGAUCGUAUUCUUGACAACAUCGGCGGUGCUUUUGCUAUGGGGGCCGUCGGCAGCUCCGCUUUUUACUUUCUCAAAGGUCUCCGCAACUCCCCCAGUGGUGCUCGGUUCCCUGGCGCCUGCCAAGCCGUCAGGAUGAACUCCCCUCGUGUCGGCGGCGGCUUCGCCGUCUGGGGCGGCUUGUUCUCCACUUUCGAUUGCGGCUUGGUUUACCUCCGCCAAAAGGAGGAUCCUUGGAACUCCAUCAUGGCCGGCGCCGCCACCGGCGGCUUGCUCCAGAUGCGUCAGGGUCUCCCCUCAGCGGCUCGUUCGGCUGCUGUUGGUGGUGUACAGUUGGCUUUGAUCGAAGGUGCUGGAAUCAUGAUCAACAAGUUCGCUGAACAAAAUCAACGGGUUAUACUUGAAGAGCCGCCGCCCAAUCUGCCCGCCUUGCCUGGGUAUCCGAGCCACCUGCCGGGGCAGCCAGGUCCUGAAGUGGCGUUGUCAACUGGGUCUUCUUCCGAUUCGGGUUCCGAUUCGUGGGUUGGUGGGUGGUUCGGUGGUGGAAAGAAGAAAGAGUCUCAAGUACCGUCGAGUAGUGGAAGCGAAACCAAGGUUUUGGAGAGUUACGAUGCACCCCCUGUGCCAAGUUUUGAGUAUUAUUGAAACUUAAUUCAAUACAGAACUCAUCACAGCAACAUAUAGAAAGAAACAAACAAGAAGAAUCACACAAAGAACACACAAAUUUUACGAGGUUCGGUCUAGAAAUGACCUACAUCCUCGGUGAACUCCAUCCAAGAAGUUCUUGCACUAUGAACAAAACAGAUACACCUUUGUAGCAGUUUCUCUCUUGAUUUUACAGAUUUUCUACACCCAUAAACCACACCAGAAACCCCUUUACAACCUUUCUCUUUCUCACAAAUCACUCACCCAGAAUGAUCCUAAACAAUACCUAGAGAAAGAGAAAUACAAAGAGAAAGAGGCUACAACAAGAAAAGAGAAAACCAGAAGAAAAAACUUUGAUCGAGAACUAGCUGCUUCUAUCAUCUGUUUUUCUGUUUCUGCAGUUAAACCAUUAUUUAUAAACCUCCAAAACAGAAAACUAACCGCUGACUCAUCCUAACUACUUCCUUAAGUGCAACGGCACCGUUUCACAAGUGAUGCUUAAAAGAAACGUUAACUUUUGACCAUCUCUCAAUUGAAUCACAACCAGCAGCCACCUGCCGGGGCAGCCAGGUCCUGAAGUGGCGUUGUCAACUGGGUCUUCUUCCGAUUCGGGUUCCGAUUCGUGGGUUGGUGGGUGGUUCGGUGGUGGAAAGAAGAAAGAGUCUCAAGUACCGUCGAGUAGUGGAAGCGAAACCAAGGUUUUGGAGAGUUACGAUGCACCCCCUGUGCCAAGUUUUGAGUAUAAGUGAUUUUUGGGUGAAAAAAUGUGAUUUUGAUUUAAAAAAAAAAUCAAUUUAAAAUCAGUUCGUUGUUAGAAGAGAUUGGACUCAAUCUGGAGAAAGAAUGCUGGAUGCUUUGUUGGUUUAGCCUGCAGUACUUUUGGCGCUAUUUCUCUUACCAAUGGUAGAACUCACUUGAACUAUAAUGUUAAGAAUCUCACUUGCAUUGAUUCCGUAGUUAUGUUUCAGAAUGAAGGAUUUCAUAGACCAGUAAUUUCUGUAAUUUGUAUAUCAAAAGACUGAUUUAGAUCUUGUUUUAUGAAUUUGUAAAUGGUAAUAUUGCAGUUUUACUUGGCGCAAGCUUUGUAGAGGUGCUUUGUUUCUUUGGUGGAUCAUGCUUGGCCAUUGCUGCACCAUUGAGAAUAUGGAUAUUUUUCUUUUCCAUCAUUAGCAUGACCAUUACUCUAUUCAAUUGAUCUAGGUGAGCGAAACCCUUCAAAGUUCUAGCAGUAAGAUUGGCUCAAUGUUAAGUAAGAAUGAGCCAUGAGCAUGAAUUCAUGAUAUGUUAUAUGGAGUGUAAAUGCAUUGCCCGUUUUAAUUCCUUUACCUCCAUAGCUUUGUCUGCAAUUUCUAUUUAUGCUUUUAACAUUAUUUCGUAUAUUUAUAUGAUUAUGCAUGGAUUUUGAUUUA
This is a messenger RNA of Ziziphus jujuba (common jujube), 2117 nucleotides long. RefSeq names its product mitochondrial import inner membrane translocase subunit TIM17-2-like. The coding region runs from base 31 to 708 and encodes 225 amino acids. The transcript is spliced from 2 exons. Gene Ontology annotation, biological process: protein import into mitochondrial matrix. Gene Ontology annotation, molecular function: transmembrane protein transporter activity. The record is from RefSeq and is a predicted model, not a curated record. Gene Ontology annotation, cellular component: TIM23 mitochondrial import inner membrane translocase complex; mitochondrial inner membrane. NCBI's taxonomy places the organism in Eukaryota, Viridiplantae, Streptophyta, Magnoliopsida, Rosales, Rhamnaceae.